UCAUGUUUACAUUUGUAGGUUACGUCUCCUCCGUGCCUCGAGCCAAGAACACAACAACACCACUCGACAACAACAACAACGACGACAGAACACAACGCUGCUCGGUUGUUGGGACUCACCGGAACAAGAGGACACACUUUUCUCUAACGAAUCCAGAGGUAGACGAGGUGGAGAUGCGGCUCACUGGUUUGUCUGCUGAGGAGUGUGACAGCGUCUUGAAGGGCUCUUGAAACAAAGCUUUGUGCAUCAAGGACGUGUGGAGGUGGCCAUACGGGGGGGCAGCAUCUUCCAACACCUUUGUCCUCACAGAUGUAGGCGUAACACUGCAGGAUGGGUCUACCUGUGGACAGCCCAGACAAAAAUGAAGAUGCACAUAAAUCUGAGCAGCAGGGAGAAGGAGAGGGCGGCGAAAGCCAAACUGAAGCCUGCACCAGCACCCCGCCGCCCAUCAACAACAAGAAGAAGAGGAAAGGCAAAAAGAGAUGACUGUGGAUCAACCUCACCAACUGCAAAUAUGAAAGUGUGCGGCGUGCUGCUCGCAGAUAUGGUCUCAGAGAGGCAUUUGAGGGCGACGACUGGACGCUGUUCUGGACCGACUGCUCUGUGUCUUUAGACCGUGUUAAGGACAUGAAGCGUUACCAGAAAAUAAACCAUUUCCCAGGGAUGAGUGAGAUCUGCCGCAAAGACUUGCUGGCAAGAAACAUGAACCGUAUGUUGAAGCUUUUCCCCAAAGACUACAACAUCUUCCCCAGAACGUGGUGCCUUCCUGCAGAUUACAGUGACUUCCAAGCUUACACCAGGGCCAAAAAAAGCAAGACGUACAUAUGUAAGCCAGACACUGGUUGCCAAGGCAAAGGCAUUAUCAUCACCAAGUCAAGUAAAGACAUUCAACCUGGAGAACAUAUGAUCUGCCAGGUUUACGUCUCCAAGCCUUUUAUAAUCGACGGUUACAAGUUUGACUUGAGAAUCUACGUGUUGGUGACGUCAUGUGACCCAUUCAGUAUAUUCAUGUUCAAGGAGGGACUGGCUCGCUUCUGCACCACAAAGUACAGCGAACCAACACACGGCAACAUGGAUGAUGUGUGCAUGCAUCUCACCAAUUACUCCAUCAACAAGAACAGUGAGAACUUUGUCCGUGAUGAGGACACAGGCAGCAAACGAAAGCUGUCCACCCUCAACAAGCUCCUGGAGUCCAUCAGCUGCAACACAGACAAGAUGUGGAAUGACAUUGAGGACGUCAUCAUAAAGACUCUGAUCUCUGCUCAUCCAAUCCUCAAGCAUAACUACCACACGUGCUUCCCCAACCACACCACAGGCAGCGCCUGCUUCGAGAUCCUGGGCUUCGAUGUACUGCUGGAUCACCGGCUCAGACCCUGGGUGCUGGAGGUGAAUCACUCCCCAAGUUUUACCACCGACUCGCAGCUGGACCGCGAGGUGAAGGACGCGCUGCUGUAUGACACUCUGGUUCUCAUCAACUUGGGCGCCUGCGACCGCCGCAAGAUCACCAAAGAGGAGAGACGCAGGGUGAAGGAGAGGCUGCAGCAGAACAGCACCAGAGAAGCCAGGUCAGAGGAGCUGCGUCAGUGCCAGGCAGCCACAGUGGAGCAGAUGGAGAGGUACGAGGCCAAACACCUGGGAGGCUUCAAGAGGAUCUACCCCAGAGAGGGAGGGGAGAAAUACGACAAGUACUUCAAACACAGCAGCUCGCUCUUUCAGGAGACGGCAGCAUCCAAGGCCAGAGAGGAGUGUGCCAGGCAACAACUGCAGGAGCUGCGUCUGAAGCAGGAGCAGAAAGAGAGAGACCUGAAGGGAGGCCGGAGGAGAGACCUGCAGGGGGAGACGGCAGGGGAGAGGGUCAAACCCCGACGAGGACCAGCACAACCCCCCAACUCAAACCCUGACUGUGACCUGCAGCCGCCGUGUCUGUCCAGUGUGUCGGCGGAUCCUGUAGCCGCCGAAGUCCGAGUGGAGAAGCAGGAGGAGCAGCCGGAGCAGGAGACAGAGGAGAGGAAGGAAGAGGAGGAGGAGGAGACACACAUGGAGGAGCAGGAGCGGGUCAACGCGCUGCUGCAGAGAAAGAAGCUACUGCAGGAGCUAGGAGUGGUGGACAAGAUCCACCAGCUGCUGCAGGGCCGAGCAGACGGAGGGGGAGUCCUGCAGGAGGCCAAGGAAGCCUGCACCCAGCAGCAGAGUCAUCAGCCUCAUCACAGACAACAGCAGGUGAAGCUGGAGUCUUUGACACAGUUUCCCCAGUGGACGAAGCAGCAGCAGCAGCAGCAGCAGCAAUGCACUCAGAUGUCACGGCAGCACAUCCACUCCCACACGACUCAGCAGCGCCUGCUCAGGCCCACCAUGGACCAGAGGAGCCUGAACAAGUCGGAGCCAGUGAGCCACAGCAGAGCAGCAGACAUACGCAGGACCAUCAGCGCCCAGCGGAUACACUGGCCAGUCGGAGGCUCUCUGACUCUCAGGCAGGACACCCGGAGCAGCUCCUACACGGACACCCGUCCCCGUCCCAGCAUCCCCAUCAUCCACUACGUCCCAAAAGGGGGCCCGCGCUGCGCCUACGCGUCCCAUGACCCCGCAGCCCUGCAGAGCCUGCUCGUCGUCGCCACUUGCCCGCCCCAGGUCAGGAGGCCUGGCUUCUCUCACGUCGUCCGCAACUCCUCCCGCAGAGCCCCCCAGCAGCACGGUAAAGGCCAGUGAGGAGCGGGACCACCACGCAGGAUUAAAACCACAGUAGACACACACACGGGACCUGAGGAGACCUGGAGGUAGAGAGGCUUUAAAACUGUGAAAAUACAAAAACACACUGUGCCUUCGAUGAGCAUCUCAUGGUUGUACAUAGAUUUUAUAUCUGGACUCCUGCAGUUUACUCUGCUUGCCACUAUAUAACCUCCAGCACUGCAACAUUAUGGCUUUUUAACUUUUUCUACCCACUGUGUGUGCUCACAUAUGUGUUACAUUCUGCUCUGGGGAUGAAUCAUCUCAAACAAACCUCACCUACAGUGCCAAAAUAAAAGCAGACGAGCCUGGUUUAACACCAUACAGCAUGUGUGAUACAGAUAUAAUAAUAAUAAUAAUAAUAAUAAUAAUAGUCUUUAUUGUCCACAAAUGUGGGAAUUUGCUUUCAGCCUCACAGGUUGGUCCAAACACUUUAUAAUAAAUCACAAUACGUGCAAUAAAACACACAAUAUGCACAGUACAGACAGCAGGAAGGGGUAAGGCUCCAGUGUGAACUGUGUUUAUGGUGUUGGCAAAGUU
Messenger RNA from Epinephelus lanceolatus (giant grouper), 3264 nucleotides. Lineage: Eukaryota; Metazoa; Chordata; Actinopteri; Perciformes; Serranidae. The record is from RefSeq and is a predicted model, not a curated record.